Molecule: messenger RNA, 921 nt
Organism: Stereum hirsutum FP-91666 SS1
Lineage: Eukaryota; Fungi; Basidiomycota; Agaricomycetes; Russulales; Stereaceae
Exons: 10
Coding region: 1-921 (306 amino acids)
Source: RefSeq, a predicted model, not a curated record
AUGUCUGGACCCUCUCACGAACAAGUCGUGACGACCUUCGAAAUCGCUGUCUUACAGAAUCAAAUCACCUUAGCCGCUGUUGUCCUCUACUCGUAUGACACUCUUAUGACACUGUCUAUAGAGAGCACUGGCGUAUGGACCAAGCCAUGGACAAUCAACUCGGUGGUAUACAUCGCAAAUCGAUACAUAUUUUUCCUGCAUGGAAUAUUGAUGCUCAUUGGGACCUUCGGAAAUGGCACCCCCUACAUUCCCUGCUCUUCCUUGGGGACAAUAGAGAUGGCAACUGAAGUGCCAAGUCAAAUUCUGACUGGCUAUCUCCUCAUGCUUAGAAUAUACGCCAUCUACAACAAGAACAUGGUUAUCCUGCUCGUUUUGUCCCCUGUCAUACUUGCGAGAUUCGCACUGAAAAUAGUUUCCAAUUUUAUAGAGCUAUAUCUGGAGAGAACCGACAAUUUCUUGGACACAGGGCUACUGAACACUAUCGCAUGCACGAUCGCGUAUCGCAAAAAUCUCCCUGCGAGCACCGCGCUCACUUUAUGUUUUGUCUUCGCAAUGGGUAGUGCGAAUGCUGCCUUCGCGACCUACUCCUUCGUCUCACGCAAUCAGGUUUCGACCCCCUCUUCUAGUUUCUUCAUCCUUCUGGGCCCAUUCACAGACACGCUUGGAUUUUCAGGACACACCCACGAUCUUCCGGCCUUAAAUUUUGCCGAUCGUCGGGUACUUGGAAGGAUUGGAGUGCCAGUGAGAACCAUACAUGAGGAUGGAGGCCUUUACGCCGAUGCCCUAAGCGUUGAAAAUAAUUCAGACAGAUCCGGGGAUCCCGUGGUAGAUCAAGGAACUCCGAUAAUCCCAGUGGUGUAUGAUGAUGUGACGGAGAGAAGGGCAGACACCGAGGCGGUGCAUGAUCUUAGCUCAGUGUAG